This is a messenger RNA of Hydractinia symbiolongicarpus, 453 nucleotides long. Its product is annotated as heme-binding protein 2-like. The coding region runs from base 1 to 453 and encodes 150 amino acids. The record is from RefSeq and is a predicted model, not a curated record. NCBI's taxonomy places the organism in Eukaryota, Metazoa, Cnidaria, Hydrozoa, Anthoathecata, Hydractiniidae. The transcript has 2 exons.
AUGGAUAAAUUGGCGUACGUGUAUUUCACCCCGUUAUACAAAGUGAUUCGACAAUACAUUGAUGGAUAUAACGUCAAGAAAAUAAAAUAUAAUUUAACAGUACCUGUUCUCCUUCGUGUUGCUUUUCAGAAAAAUCUUGUUAAUUUACAUUCUCAUAUGUGGAUCCCACCUCACGUAUUCCCCUUCUUAUCCAAACCAUUAAAUCCGAAGCUUCAUUUUGUUCACCAGCGCAAUUACUGCGUGUUUGUGCGUUCUUUCGGUGGCCGUAUACAUAGCUAUGACGUUGAAUUGAAAAAACAGGUAGAUAUACUAAAAAGUGACCUGGAUAAAGCUGGACUUGCCUACCCACAAGAUUUUUUUUGGUUCGCCGGUUAUGAUGCUCCGUGGACAGUACAUGGGCGACAUAAUGAAGUAUGGCUUCGAGUGGUGAAGAAGAAGAAAUUUAACUAUUGA